UGGAUAGAAGAAGCCUUCCCAGUCUUGGGUCCAUGAUGUACGCACCAGUUGAAUUUUCAGAAACUGAAUACCCACGAAUUGAGUACCAAAGAAGAGAGCAACAAUUUUGGGACCCUAUUCGACUCUCUCUGUUUACCUUGGCAAUUGUAGCAAUCAUAGGAAUCACAAUCGGCAUUGUCACUCAUUUCGUUGUUGAAGAUGAUAAGUCAUUCUAUUACCUCGCCUCUUUUCAAGUCACAAACAUCAAAUACAAAGAAAAUUAUGGGGUGAGGUCAUCAAGAGAGUUUAUAGAAAGAAGUCAUCAGAUUGAGAGAAUGAUGUCUAGGAUAUUCCGACGUUCUUCUGGAGUGGGUAGAUUCAUCAAGUCCCACGUUAUCAAGAUAAGUCCAGAUGAACAGGGCGUGAACAUUCUUAUGGUGCUAAUGUUUCGAUACCCAUCUACUGAUAGUGCUGAACGAAUCAAGAAAAAAAUUGAAAGGACCUUAUACCAAGGUCUGAAGAUCAAACAGUUGCCUCUGACUAUAAAUAAACCAUCAUUUAGCCUCACACCUAUUGACAGCAAAAAGAUGAGAAAUCUCCUCAAUAGUCGAUGUGGGAUAAGGAUGUCAUCUUCAAACAUGCCAUUGCCAGCAUCCUCUACUACUGAGCGAAUUGUCCAAGGAAGGGAAACAGCUAUGGAAGGAGAAUGGCCAUGGCAGGCCAGCCUCCAGCUCAUAGGGGCUGGCCAUCAGUGUGGAGCCACCCUCAUUAGCAACACAUGGCUCCUGACAGCAGCUCACUGCUUCUGGAAAAACAGAGACCCAAGUAAAUGGAUUGCUACUUUUGGUACAACUAUAACACCACCGGCCGUGAAGCGAAGUGUUGGCAAGAUUAUCAUUCAUGAAGAUUACCACAGAGAAAGCAAUGAAAAUGACAUUGCUCUAGCCCAGCUCACUACCCGUGUAGAGUUUUCAAACGUGGUUCAAAGAGUCUGCCUCCCAGAUGCAUCUAUGAAACUGCCACCGAAAACAAGUGUGUUUGUCACAGGGUUCGGGUCUAUUGUAGAUGAUGGGCCUACACAAAAUAAACUCCGGCAAGCCAGGGUGGAAACCAUAGGCACUGAUGUGUGUAACAGAAAGGAAGUGUAUGACGGCCUGAUAACUCCGGGCAUGCUGUGCGCUGGAUUCAUGGAAGGAAAAGUAGAUGCAUGUAAGGGUGAUUCUGGUGGACCUCUGGUUUAUGACAAUCGGGACAUCUGGUACAUUGUGGGCAUAGUAAGUUGGGGACAAUCUUGUGCUCUUCCAAACAAGCCUGGAGUCUACACAAGGGUGACUAAGUACAGAGACUGGAUAACCUCCAAGACUGGCAUCUAG
Microtus ochrogaster (prairie vole) is the source of this 1352-nucleotide messenger RNA. Its product is annotated as transmembrane serine protease 11F. Gene Ontology annotation, biological process: proteolysis. The record is from RefSeq and is a predicted model, not a curated record. Gene Ontology annotation, cellular component: plasma membrane; extracellular region. Gene Ontology annotation, molecular function: serine-type endopeptidase activity. NCBI's taxonomy places the organism in Eukaryota, Metazoa, Chordata, Mammalia, Rodentia, Cricetidae.